Molecule: messenger RNA, 405 nt
Organism: Diutina rugosa
Lineage: Eukaryota; Fungi; Ascomycota; Pichiomycetes; Serinales; Debaryomycetaceae
Exons: 1
Coding region: 1-405 (134 amino acids)
Biological process (GO): vesicle-mediated transport
Cellular component (GO): Golgi membrane
Source: RefSeq, a predicted model, not a curated record
AUGCUUGACACCCAAGACCUCCAAGGUGCAUUCAAAUUAGCCAAUUUAACAGUGGCGGGGCUUGCCGUGCUCACCGGCGUUUUCCAGUUGUUUAGUGGCCUUCAGCCGUUUAUACAUGGGCUUUUCAUCAUCGCGUUUGGCUUGCUCAUCGGGUUACUUGAAUUCCGUAUCCCGGCCGAGGUUGCCACCUAUGCCAGUUUCAUGUUUCUGUUUAUUGGCCGUGGGGUGUUCUACAUCUUGAUUGCCCUGUUGGUGAACGGGGGACUGUUCCUCCGGGUGGUGUCGCUGAUGCUCAUCUUCUUGGUGGGUCUUGUGUACGUGGGGUUGGAGGCAGUGCCGCUGAUUACGCCCCCCGAGAACAUGAGCACCGACGGGGUGACUUUGGAAACCGAGGAUAUUGUAUAA